AUGACCAACAAGAGCUUCCCAGCUGGCUUCAUCCUGGGCUGCUCUGAAAAGCCACAGCUAGAAAUUAUUCUCUUCUGGGCUGUGAUCCUCUUGUACACCAUGAUCGUCCUCUCCAACUCAGCCAUCAUCCUGCUUUCCUGCAUGGACCCCCGUCUCUAUACCCCCAUGUACUUCUUCCUCAGCAAUCUCUCCUUCCUGGAUCUCUGCUACACCACAGCUUCUGUGCCCCAGAUGUUGUACAACCUGUGGGGGCCAGACAAGAGCAUCACCUACACAGGCUGUGUCCUCCAAGUCUGUGUGUUGCUCUGUCUUGGGGCCACAGAAGGCGUCAUGCUGGUGGUGAUGGCCUUUGACCGAUACGUCGCUGUCUGCCGGCCCCUGCACUACACAGUCAUCAUGAACCGUCCGCUGUGCUGGAAGCUGGUGCUCACGGCCUGGCUGUGCGGCCUGCUGGAAUCUGCGACCCAAACACCAGUCACAUUCCAGGUGCCUUUCUGUGCUCACCACCACCUGGAUGACUUUUUAUGCCAAGUUCCUGAACUCAUACACCUGGCCUGUGGGGACACCGCUGCCAGUGAGUGGCAGAUGACCAUCUCUGCUGUUCUUUUAACCAUUGUGCCAGUGGGGUUGAUCCUGACUUCCUAUGGCUUCAUAGCUCAAGCUUUGGGGAAAAUCCAGUCUGAGGCGGGAAGGCGAAAGGCCAUUGCCACCUGCUCCUCCCACCUCACCGUGGUCUUCAUGUUCUAUGGGACAGUGGCCAUGGUGUACACAGACCCUAAGAACCAACUUGCUUCCAAACAAGGCAAGUUUGUCACCUUCUUCUUCACCGUGGUUACACCACUGCUGAACCCCCUUAUCUACACCCUGCGGAACAAAGAGGUGAAGAGGGCCCUGCAAAAACUCCUGAGGAAGGGGGACAGCAUGAGGGGAAAUAAGAAAUUGAGUUUUUGA
Messenger RNA from Manis pentadactyla (Chinese pangolin), 951 nucleotides. Its product is annotated as olfactory receptor 2H1-like. Gene Ontology annotation, cellular component: membrane. Gene Ontology annotation, biological process: G protein-coupled receptor signaling pathway. NCBI's taxonomy places the organism in Eukaryota, Metazoa, Chordata, Mammalia, Pholidota, Manidae. The record is from RefSeq and is a predicted model, not a curated record. The transcript has a single exon. Gene Ontology annotation, molecular function: G protein-coupled receptor activity; olfactory receptor activity. Bases 1 to 951 code for a protein of 316 amino acids.